UUUUCUCUCUCUCUACUCACAUCCGACGUCUCAGCAUAACCUUGAGCCGACCCUUUUCAUCCUUGCCGUUCCUUGUCAAGCAUUUCAUAAAUCUAGGCUUUUUGUCCACCCCCCACCUCCUUAGCCUAGGUGUAGUUUUCUUGUGGGAUUCAAAGUUCUUGGUUGUUUAGGUUAGGCUUCCUCUCUCUCUCUCUCUCUCUCUUCAAAUUUCUAUCAGCAUUGAGGAAUCCCAAUUUCAUAAGGUUCUGAAACGCAGGAUAACACAAUGCUGGUUCCUCCAUGGCUAGAGAAGCUCCUAACCACCACCUUCUUCAGCGUCUGCCGGAGCCACGGCGCCUCCACCCGGAGCGAAUGCAAUAUGUAUUGCUUAGACUGCAAUGGUGACGCCUUCUGCUUCUACUGCCGCACAUCCAAACACAAAGAUCAUCGAGUAAUUCAGAUAAGGCGAUCGUCGUAUCACGAUGUGGUCAGGGUUUCGGAGAUUCAGAAGGUUUUGGACAUAAGUGGGGUGCAGACAUAUGUAAUAAACAGCGCCAGGGUUUUGUUCUUGAAUGAGAGGCCUCAGCCUAAGGGUGGGAAGGCUGUUUCUCACAUCUGUGAAAUCUGUGGGAGAAGCCUUUUGGACACCUUUCGUUUCUGUUCUUUGGGAUGUAAGCUUGUAGGAAUAAAGAAGGAUGGAGAUGGGAGCUUUUUCUUAGAUGCGAAGAAUGAGGUAGGAAUGCAAAGAGGUGAAGGGAUAUCAAGAAGAGUGAAUAACAUGUCAUCAUCAUCAACAUCAUCAAGAGAAGAGGAAUUGGAAGUGCGUGAAGGCUCACAACAAGACAUAUACCCACCCACACCCCCUCCACCUCCUUCUACAAGAAGAAGAAAAGGCAUUCCUCAAAGAGCUCCUUUUACCUCCUAAUUGCACUCUCUUUUUACCCCAUCAUUAAUCAAAAUUCUAACUCAAAUCGUGUUUGGUCGAACCUUAAUCAAUUAUAUUAUAAGUAUAAUAUAUUCAUUUCAGUGUAAUUGGUAUACAGUUCAAGAUAAGUGACCAACCACAUAUAAAGUACAUUAUACUAUAUGACUGUUUGGUUCGGCCAAAUCUGAUUUGAGUUAAAAUUUAAGGGGUUUGCACCAUUUUUCCGUUGGAAUGUUGUAAAAAAAUUAUAAUUUAUAAGAAAGAGCAAUAAUUAUUAUAUAAUUAUAUAGAAUUGUAAAAAUGUAAUUUUGGUGGAAAAAAAAAAAA
This is a messenger RNA of Sesamum indicum (sesame), 1231 nucleotides long. RefSeq names its product protein RGF1 INDUCIBLE TRANSCRIPTION FACTOR 1. The record is from RefSeq and is a predicted model, not a curated record. Lineage: Eukaryota; Viridiplantae; Streptophyta; Magnoliopsida; Lamiales; Pedaliaceae.